AUGGGGCAAACCAAAAGAAAUUAAAAAUAGAAAUUAUCCUAAAAUUAUUAUCAGAAGAUGUGUCCAAGCAGAGAACUUCCAAUUAAAGAAUUUGAAACAGAUUACGCUAUAAUAGAAAAAAAUUUAGGCUAACUUCAUUUUGCUGUUGCUUGUUCUGAUGGUAAAGUUAGAUUAGGAGUAUUGAGAGGCAGACUUAGAUACAAAAUUUAUGUCAAUGAAGGAGAUAUAGUUCUAGUAGGAUUAAGAGACUACUAAGAUGACAAGUGUGACAUUAUUUUGAAAUAUCACAAAGAAGAAACAAGACAAUUAUGGUAGCUUAAGGAGAUUUCAGAUGAUUUUUACUUAAAAACCAGACACAUUUUCCCAUUUAAAUGUGGAAGUGAUGCUAAUUCUAUUAGUAGCGUUAAUGAUUCAGAUAUAGUCUUCUUGAAUGAUGAUGAAAUUGAAGAUUUAAAAAGCAGAACCACACUAAUGAUAUCCUAAAUGGAAUCAAACACAGACUAGUCAUUCUCAUUAAUUGAAGGUUAGCAAUCACUAAAUACAUCAGGCUUUGACAAUUUCACUCUCAAUUCUGACUUAGAUACAAGAUCAGAAAGAUCAGAAAACACAUAAGUUUCUGAUUUUGAGGUUUUAGAUAUUUGA
This is a messenger RNA of Tetrahymena thermophila SB210, 642 nucleotides long. Its product is annotated as eukaryotic translation initiation factor 1A. Gene Ontology annotation, molecular function: translation initiation factor activity; RNA binding. The transcript has a single exon. Lineage: Eukaryota; Ciliophora; Oligohymenophorea; Hymenostomatida; Tetrahymenidae. Gene Ontology annotation, cellular component: cytoplasm. Gene Ontology annotation, biological process: translational initiation. The record is from RefSeq and is a predicted model, not a curated record.